AUGACGGCGCCGCAGGGUUGUUGGACGUGCAAGAACCGCAAAAUUGGUUGUGACAGGACAAUUCCUCAUUGUAACAACUGUGUUCGAACAAAAAGGCAAUGUGCAGGCUACGGGAUUCGAUUGGUCUGGCCUGACGAGCCUUGUGCCAGGCGUGGAGAACUCAUCUUAUGCCAUGUGGCAAACGCCGCGACUCCCCAUGAUUACCCUCAAGACAAUUACUGCAGAUUCUUGAACUUCACCUGGAUGGACUUUUGCCUGAAGGAAAAGCGCCUUACUUGGCGUCAGUUCAUAGAGCGAACAUCUGCAGGGCCGCUGCAUUCCCUGUCGCUCCAUUCACCAAUCGUUGGCGAAGAUGCCAUGCUUUUAGCGUAUUAUCAGCAGAUCAUAGCCCCCAUGUGCUCAACAACUCGGGCGAGGAAUGGCUUCCAUGAUCAGAUCCUGCCGGUGGUAUUGUCCUGUCGAGAUGGGUCCGCGACAGCUCUGUGCAGCUCUUUGCUAGCCAUCUCUGCAUAUCAUCACCAAGGACCAGGUGCCGCGCUGAAAUAUAAGAUAAGUGCAAUCAAGUGUCUCCAUGAGUCACUGGCGGCGUCAUCAAGAUUUGGUUGCAACGCAGAUGCAGAGGCACAGCUAGCUACUACUAUGAUGCUGUGCAUGUACAGCGUCUUUGACGAGCAGGAAGCUCAGUUUCACUUGCACCUCGACGGCGCGAAAAAGAUGUUGCGCGGCCUACAAUCGCAUCAGCAGCAGCGCCCGAUGUCCGAUUUUCUCAUGAACUGGGUAGUCUACUACGACGUUCUUAGUAGCUUCGCUCAACCUUCCCGAGGUAGUCGGGGAGAUUUGCGCGUGUUAACUUACUCAAGCAACUUACAACCCACGUCAAACUUGAUCAUUGGCCUGUUCGGAUGCUCCACCGAUGUUUUCAGUAGCAUUUCAUUCAUCAAUCAAAUGCGCAUGGCGUUGUCGGACUCAAGCGUAAACCCCGAUCCGGGUGAACAGUCACAACAGCGAAUGGCUUUGGAAGAGAGGUUGCGAAUGGCCUCCCAGCACCUCAGCCCCGAUGAAGCGGCCAACUCUACAACUGUGCAGAUCAAAGAUGCUUCGGCGACUGCCGAACUAUAUCGAUUGGCAGCUCUAUUGUAUCUCCAGCGCGUCGCUCCCGCCCCCGGUGACGACAUGCGAAGCGCUGUAUACUUACAACAGAUUUUUGCAGCGUUGAGAACGGUCCGGGUGGCAACGAGCCCCUGGCCAGUUUUUAUCACCGCUUGCGAAGCACGCACAGAAGAUGAACGCGUUCAAAUCCUCAGAGUCUUGGAGCGAAUGGACGAAAUUCGAAAUGUUGGGAAUGUUCGCGUUAUGCGAAGCCUCAUCGAGUCAAUAUGGAAGCAGCAGGACCUACGGGAUUCAUCCGGUAAAUCCGAGGCGAUGCAAUGGUGGCUUCGCGUUGAUGGUGAGGUUCCAGCUCCCUGGUUUGCAUAA
This is a messenger RNA of Verticillium nonalfalfae, 1476 nucleotides long. RefSeq lists its product as uncharacterized. The record is from RefSeq and is a predicted model, not a curated record. Gene Ontology annotation, biological process: positive regulation of transcription by RNA polymerase II. Gene Ontology annotation, molecular function: zinc ion binding; transcription cis-regulatory region binding; DNA-binding transcription factor activity, RNA polymerase II-specific. Gene Ontology annotation, cellular component: nucleus. The transcript is spliced from 5 exons. Lineage: Eukaryota; Fungi; Ascomycota; Sordariomycetes; Glomerellales; Plectosphaerellaceae. Bases 1 to 1476 code for a protein of 491 amino acids.